ACUGGACUCCGGUACGGCUGGCCGCUCGGUCGGUCCUGUAGUCUUCAAGUCCUGGAAGUUGCAUUGCAGGGGUGGGACUUCUGCAGUCAGGAGGUGGGCUCGCUCGCAGAAAUGCAGUUAGCAGGCUUUGCACACUCAAUGUUGAAGCAGCAAACGGCGACCGAGCGCAACUGCUCCGCACGGGGAGCACAGGAGCCGAAACCGCCAGCCUCCAGCUGCUGCUCGCACGCUGCCUCAUCCUGGGAUUUAUUUGUGUUACAUUUCAUUCUUUUAUUCCCCGUAUUAACCCGGGAAGAGUAACCAGACCAGGAUUUUAUUUCCCUCCGCAUUGAUCCCCGGCGUUCCAGUCUCUUCAUGGAAAUACUGAAUCAGUAGCCUGACUGGGAAAACUGCGGAGUUUCGCUCGUACUGCACCACAACGAACUCCGGCAAAUAAGGAAAAAUCAUUCAAGAAUGUCUUCUGUGGCUGGACAAGACAUCUCAAAUUACCACACAAGUGUGGUCCAAAGCCCUCCUAGAUGGGAGGUUGGUGUUUACAUAGCUGGGUUUUUGAUGCUUCUCGGAGCCGCAGGAGUCAAUCUCUGGAAGUUGUGGAAAUCUGGAAGUUACCCAACACCGUCGCCAUUCCCCAACUAUGAUUAUCGUUACCUGGAGCAGAAGUACGGCACUUCAUAUUCUGAAUCCAGACAGAAGAGAGUGGCAGCAUCCAAUCACAAGAGAGCCAUGGAGAAGAUGCCAGCAAGCCGGAAGAGCAGCCUGGGAAUUGACGACACCUAUGAAACAAUCAAUGAGCUGGGAACGCUGGAGCUGAUGAGCAGGGACGUGGAGCUGACGUCAUAUGGGCCACUUCGGAAAUCUGUGUCCACUGAUUCUUUAUCUUCAAUUUCUUCCAUCGGUAAUAAUUUUGGAAAUGACCUCACAGUUGGACAGAUUGAGGUAAACAUGGAGUAUGACAUGAAUUCCAACAGCUUGUAUGUCACACUGGUGCAAGGAAAAGAUCUCCUGGAGAAGGAGGAGAUCAACUUUGAGUCCUGCUUUGUCCGUAUCAGUUUGCUGCCAGAUGAACAGAUAGUUGGCAUAUCCAGGAUACAGCGGAACGCAUUUUCCGUUUUUUUUGAUGAGAGAUUUUCCAUUCCCCUGGAUCCUGGAGCUCUUGAAGAAAACAGUUUGAGGUUUUCAGUGUUUGGCAUCGAUGAAGAUGAGAGAAACAUCAGCACAGGGAUUGCCGAACUAAAACUUUCAGACCUGGACCUCUCAAUACGGCCUUUUAAUGCCUGGUUAUAUCUGCAGGAUGUAAAUAAGGCUGCUGACUCAGUAGGAGAGAUUUUGCUGUCCCUCAGUUACUUACCGACAGCAGAGAGACUGACGGUGGUGGUUGCUAAAGCUAAAAACCUGAUGUGGACAAACGGGAAGACGACUGCAGAUCCCUUUGUUAAAGUUUAUCUUCUACAAGACGGUAGAAAGAUUAGCAAAAAGAAGACGGCUGUGAAGAAAGAUGAUUCCAACCCCAUAUUCAAUGAAGCAAUGAUCUUCUCGGUGCCGGCCAUUGUGCUACAGGACCUUUCUCUUAGGGUCACGGUGGCAGAGUGCUGUGAAGACGGCCGAGCUGAGAAUAUCGGCCACGUCAUUAUUGGACCAGAAGCAAGCGGAAUGGGCAUCACCCACUGGAAUCAGAUGUUAGCCACCUUACGCAAGCCAGUGUCCAUGUGGCACCCACUGAGGAGAAUUUAAAUUCUGUGUUUCUGGCUCUUUUUUUUAAUUUUUAAUUUCUUGCAUGGUGCCUAAAUUCUUACACUUAAUUUAUUUUCUGGGAGGGGAGACAAAUAUUACAGCAGGGUGACCAGAUCUCCCAAUUUCAAGCUCGGUGUUUAUCCAAUGAAUCUAACGAACUGCAGCUUACACUUGUAAAUAUUCUGGGUGGUCUACUCCCCCCCAUCCAAAUACCCAAGUAGCCUGAACAGGAGUCAAACUUUGGUGAACAAUACUCGGCCUUUAUAAAGUUUUAUAAAGUUUUCCACAAUAUGGAAAUGCAUUAGAAAAUAAUCAAUUCUUAUUCAUUUAUUUCAGUUUUGAUUUUCCAGUUUAAUAAAUUCCACCGUCAGUCUCUUAUCGAACGUGUGAACUGACACACUUGAUUGCAUUUCUUUAAAGCAAAGUUGGUUAAAGUACAGUCACCUGCCAAUGGGGUACCAAAGCCGUUGUCGCCAAGUUGUACCAACUUCAUCUAAAGGAUUUAACACCAAAUCACAGAGACAGGAUGGCAGCAAAAGUGCAUGACAUUUCUUGAACAUGUGGGAUUUACCUGUCAGUCAUUUUCUAGGGAACUGAUCUCACGAGUGGAACCCGAUAAUCACCCCCAUAAACAGCAGUCGCACCCACGCUCUGACCAACCACCCAUGCCUAGCGAGUCCCUCUUAAGUAUUUCUUGUUUUAAAUCUGGUCACCCUAUACGUUGCAGAUACAUGUAUAUACACAAAGAUACAGAAAAAUAAUUAGAGGCUAUUUUUACUAAACACGUUCUACUCUUUUGUUAUUUUUUGGAAAACUAAUAUUUGAUGUUACAGUGUAACAAAUCUGAAAACAAAUAAUGAAAACGUCAUUAAAAAAAGCUUGGCUAGCUGUCGAUAGUUCAAAUGAGUGUAGUAGGCAGGAUCAAACACCCUGUCCAACUGGCAGCUGCAUGUUUGUUACCUUUUGUACUCAGCAAAACAGACCUGACUCACGUAAACCUGGAGUGCAUCACACAGCUGUAGCCAAUUCAUUUUGUAAUCACGGUAAAAAUCCUAACUUAGUCAUAUAAGACUUCAGUUUUCAAGUCCUCAUUGUUAACCAAGAAGCAAAUCAAUCGUUUAAAUUUGUUGUUUACAAUUUUUAGCUUGACAUUGAGGGGACGAAGGGAAUAUAUAAGUUCAUAGGACUGGGAGUGAACCGUAAUUUAAUGCCUCGUUUGUUUUAUGAACCACACUGAGUUUUUGUGGCGCUAGGAAGGCUAAAGCCUUAGUUGGGCAGGAACAGCUUUACACCAGGAGUCAUUCUUACCGGAAGACCUUGGUAAUUUUCGCUCAUUAACAUUUUACAGGACUGCACAUUCACAUCUCUCUAAAGACCAGGAAGUGUUUUACCUUGUGUUAAGAAAGUCUUUAAGACUUAGCCCCGUGGUAAACAGGUCCCAUACGAAUUGACAUAUCAGUUAAACCAUCAUUUGAGCAAUUCUGAUGGCAAUAAAGUAACAGAGGUCCUCCGGUAAUAGUUACUUUACCCUGGAAAGAAAGAUCAGCUGGUAUACACUUUGUUCUGUGUGCGGAAGAACGAGGAGAUAGGGAAUCCCCUUGGAGGUCUAAAGGUAUCUGGCAUUUGGUACGCUACAUUAAUAAAUUGUCUUUGAACUUUGGAGGUCGGAGCGCAGGCUCAGCCAUUAUAUAGCACCCUGGAACAAUUUUCAGAUUUAGGGCCCAACGGAGUAGGUAGGUGCACUGAUAUGUUAUUACAAAAUGUGGUGGGGUAGCGAGGGUGGGGAUCCCAUUUGGAGCUGUGAACAGACAUGUUGUUGGUAUAAAUAAGGGCUGCUAAUGUGGUGAAAACUGACAGUACACAUACAGUACAUUAAGUUCUAGUACUCAUAAAGCCAGAACGGGGAAAUGUCAGUACGGAGAGAUCGGCCACCUUCAAGCACAGCUGCAAAACUAAAUUGUCCAAAUUGGGCUUAAGACAAGUUUCAGACAUGUGCGGCUAGCGGCAGCCACAAAAUAGCAAAGUUCAGUCAGAUUCUGACUGGUGGUUACAUGUCAUGUGUAAAAGACCAGGCCCCAGGCACAGACAGACAGACACCGUAUGUCUUAAACACACACGUUUUAUUUUCUUCACCCGUGGGCGCACGUCUUCCCCGUGACCCACAGGCAAUACACAGUCCCAAACAAGCACAAUUCUCACCACAGCAACAAUCCUUCUGGCAGCACCACUCCUCCUCAGGCUUAGUCCUCCUCCUCCCGACUCUGGCUCUCUCGAGUGGUGGUGGCUGGCCUUUUUUAUACCCCACCCGGAAGUAUUCCAGGUGCUUGAUCACCUGGGCCUAAUUGUAUUUCCGGGUGGGGCUGAGGAAUUGACCAGCCGGGCUGCAAAGUCCAUGCAGCUCCCCCUGGCGGCCAUCCGAGCCCCCAACCAGGCUGUGGAGGACUCCAUCUCCCAUGGAGCCAUGCGCCCGGUUGGGGAAUCAUCGUCUGCCAGGGAGGCUGCCACCAAGCGUCCCGGGGGAGGUAUUGAGCUGUCCAUGGUAGCUCCCCCGGAACAAAUGCAGUAGGGACGUCCCUGCCGGGCAUGGGACCCGGCUGUCCUUCACACAUGUUAUCUCAACAUGUCCACAGCCAAAGUCGAAACAGGACAAUUUGAAGGAGAUGGGAUCAGUUAUUUUGUCUUUUAUAUAUAUAUAUAUAUAUAUAUAUACUAGCUAUCUCCCGCAGCAUCGCCAGCGUAUUAGUGAAACAGGACAGUGACGAGGGCCUGGCCCAGCUCUCUACUCCUGACGUCACUCCUGACUCCUCCUCUCAGCCCGCAGUCUCAGUCUCUGAUUAGCGUAACUACAUGGCUCCUGCAAGCAAACUAUGAUUCUUAGCACAAUGAGAGAAGUCACAAAAUCAACUGGAAUGUUCAAGCAAAUUAUAUAUAAAAAAAGAUCUAAAUCUGUUAAGUAGUUCUCUCGUUCGCUAACUAAGCGGAGUUAAGGUUACACCCCAAGGGCAGACGUGUGAGUGAGGAGGGCACCGCAGCCCGACGAGUCUCUCUCAGAUUUGCGCUAAUAAAUCGGUACCGCAAGCAAACUAUGAUACUUAGCACAACGAGAAAGUCGCAAAAUCAAUGUAAUGUUCAAGCAAAUUAUAGAAAAAAACUUGAUCUAAAUCCAUGAAGUAGUUCUCUCGUGAAAAGCAGACAGACAGACAGACAAACGGGUCUAAAAAACUAUACAAAUUUCACGCUUGGACCAUGAAAAUUUUAAAACUGUUUCUUAGCAAGCACCAAUGGGCCACCAGUCAAAUCUACAUUCCAAAUUGGUUUGGGAGAUUUUGUGAUGAGUGAGUCAGUGGUAUUUCACUUUAUAUAUAUAGAUUUGUUUUUAAUUUUGAUCACUUUGGAGAUAUCUGUUUUCACAUUGACAUCAAAGAGUCACUUUCUGUUGAUCACUGUCAAAAAAGGCUAAUUAAAUGCAUUGUGAUUCAAUGUUGUCUGUAUAAUAAUAAAAUGUGAAAAUGUCCAAGGGGGUAAACACUUUUAUAGGUUCUUUAAUGCUUAAAAAAGUUCCUUUUUUAAAUUAAAGAUACUUAUAUGUUCAUAUUAUAAAAACUCAUUUUGCAAUGCCAUAUUGAAAAAUAGAUUAGCUUUAUUAGGCCAGGGAAGCCUGUACUGUACAAUGAAAGGUUACAGACUAUGACAAAAUAAGAAAAAGCUGUGGCAAAACUUUUAAUAAUAAAUUUAUUCUUUAAUUUUUGUUUUUGAUGAGGUUGCGGUAUUAGGCCACAAAAUAUUAAGUAGUAUUUAUGCAGAUUCCAGCAGAACAACUCCACUUUAUUUGGAAAAGUCAAAACCUAAUCAUGAAAUUUAUGUGCAUUCUUCUCUUUCUUAAUCUCCUAUUUAAUUAUGUCAAGGAGGUAAAGUUGUCCUAAAAAUAUCUAAAAAUAUCAGAACAUCUGACACAAGGCAGGAACCAAACCUGGAUGGAUGUGCAGGUUCAUCACAAGGUGCACUUCCUCAUAUCAGGACUAUUUUGUGACAGAAGUCAAACUGAUUUGUAGAUCUUUGGAAUGUGGGAUGUAAAAUGGAGUACCCAGGAAUACAUGUAGGGAUAACGUGGAGAAUCCACACAGACUGCCACUGCGCAGAGAUUUGAAACCAUACUUAAUACACAUGCUUAAGAUAGAUAGAUAGAUAGAUAGAUAGAUAGAUAGAUAGAUAGAUAGAUAGAUAGAUAGAUAGUGUGGAGGAUUGCCGGCUUUCCAGUCCGGCCCUCACCCCCAGGCCGCUAGGAGGAGCCCUCCGGACAGCAUAUUCGUGCCCCGAGGUCCAGCAGGGCCUCAUGGACUUUGUAGUGUUGUGACACAGCCCUGCUGGAUACCUUGGGGGCCGCCAGGAGUCGCUGUAGGGGGGCUAGUGGGCUCUUGCAUGCCCUAUAACCCGGGAGUGCGUCACAGUCACGUGACUGGAGGAAGCGACGUGCUCCUGGGAUGAAGAAGUGGACUGUUUGCCCUGACCCGGAAGGAAAUGGACUUGUGGGUUGUGCUUGGAACCACUUCCGGGUCAGGAGCUAUAAAAGGACUAUGGGUAAGCCCAGACAUUUGAGCUGAGCUGGGAGGUAGGGUGGCGACGUGUCUGGGUGAGGAGGAUUGGUUUUUUGAGAGUUAUUGUAGUAUAUGAGUAGUGUGGUGGAAAGGGUGCUUGGUGCACUGUGUUAUAAUAAAACGAAGAUUUAUUAUACAUUCACCUGGUCUCAAGAGUGGUACCUGAGGGUUCAAGAGGUGGACAAACGCUAUAUCUGCUACAAUAGAUAGAUCGAUCUUCAACAUAUAGUAACUCCUGUUUAGGUCUCCCACUCAAACCAUUCUUAAGUCCACUUAAAAUAUGUAAUUAAUGCCUAACAUGAGUAAAUGCAUUGAAAACUUGAACUUUGAACUUUAUUACAAUAUACUCUUUGAGAAGGUAAAAAUGAAAAUGUCUAUUCAGUCCUUCAUUGUUUCUAUUAUGCUGAGAAAGUUGGUGACCCAAUGGCAAGUGACUUUUAAGUAAAAAGAAAACUCAUUUUGCUUAAUUUUUCAUUUUAUUACUUUGAUUUGAUUAAAUUGGAUUUCUAUGCUGGUGAAUGCUGAAGGGACUGGUAGUCAUUGAUAUUCUGAAUAAAAAGGUGCCAAGAAUUCAUUGUGUUUACUCCAAUGGCGUACAAAAGUAUAAAAUACAAAAGAACAAACUCUAAAAAUGAGAAAUGAACACAUUAGGAGACGGUGACGCCGUGCUUAUAAGUACUGCCUCACAGCUUCAGAGUUCUUGUGUUUAACACCAAGCCUGGUUUGCACGCCGUGUCGGUUCUCUCUGUGUCGCUGAUAUUCUCCCACAUCCCAAAUUGUAUAAAAGUGUGUGUUCAGUUGUCUGAGAAAAGUAAUCAGAGUCCUUCACUUUCUGCACACUUUAUUGUGUUGCAGAUGUCAAUUUAAAUGGAUACCUUUGCCAUUUUUGACAUUCAACCUGCACUCAAUAACCUUUCAUGAAAAAAGUGCAAACGUUUUAAGAAACAUUUACAAAUUUAUUAAAAAUUAGAUCAUUUGAAUGACCAAUGGGUUCUUGAUUACCUGCCUGGCAAAACCCUUAUUGAUUGGCUACUCAAUGUUGGCUGGACUGUCAACUCUAGGAAGAGUCGUGCUGGCUCCAAGCUUCUUCCAUUUCACAAUUACUGAGCCCAUUGUGUUCCUGGGAACACUCAAAACUUUACAAAGAGUUUUAUCUCCUUGCCCUGAUCUGCGUAUCACCACAAUUAGAUGGCAGAGGUCUACAGAGAGCUCUUUGGUCUUCAUGGCUUGGUUUUUGUCCUAACAUGCAGCGUGAAUUGUAGGACCUCACAUACACAGGUAUACGUGUGCCUUUCUAAGUGAUGUCCAAUCAGUUAAAUUUACCACAGGUGGAGUGUAGUGGAGUUCACAACGCAUCUCAAAGAGAAUUAAAGCAAUACAUUUGAACACAAUCUGAAGUGCCACAGCAAAGGAUCUGAACACUUCUAUGAAGGAGAAAUAUCAGAGCUUGAUUUUUCAUAAAUUUGCAAACCGUUCUGAAAACAAGUUUUUACUUUGAUGUUACGGUUUACUGAGUGUAGAUUGAUGGGUGAAAGUUGCAAAUUCAUCCAUUAAAAAUUAAAUCUACAGAACAGUAAAAUGUGCACAAAGUUCUGAGGUCUGAAUACUUUAUGAAUCUGCUGUCUGUCUGUCUGUCUCUGUGUGUGUGUGUCCCCUCCAGGUUUAGUUUAAGUCUUAGUGUCAACGUAAGUCGGACCUCCUUGAAACGCCACACAACCCUCGGCGGCUUUGAAAAAACAAACAACGUGUGAUGUGACUGAGCCGUGCACUUUCAUUUUUUUGUGAUUUCUGUCAUGAGCGGCUCUUACGUUUAAUAGCAGCCCACAUACAGCCGUAUGCACUUGGUUUAGAAAUUCAUUUUGGGAUGAUUACAAAAAUAUAUUCAUUGUAUUCUGUGUAAACCUAUGCAGACUAUAAAAUCAUAUAUACAAUAUACUGUUAAUAAUGAAAAUGGAAAAUGAGUGACUUGCACUUGUUCAUUAUUUAUUAUUUUGUGCGUGUGAGGGUCCCUGAAGACUGUUUCUUGUUACUCAAAUGGAAUAAAAAUAAAAUUACUCUUAAAGA
Molecule: messenger RNA, 8390 nt
Organism: Erpetoichthys calabaricus (reedfish)
Lineage: Eukaryota; Metazoa; Chordata; Cladistia; Polypteriformes; Polypteridae
Gene: syt12
Product: synaptotagmin XII
Exons: 8
Coding region: 454-1731 (425 amino acids)
Biological process (GO): calcium-ion regulated exocytosis; regulation of calcium ion-dependent exocytosis; regulation of dopamine secretion
Molecular function (GO): phosphatidylserine binding; SNARE binding; clathrin binding
Source: RefSeq, a predicted model, not a curated record